AGUAGCAAGAGUUCUGCUAACUGAAUGACAAGAAAAGUAGUAUAAGCUGUUAAAGAAUGUCAUCUUGUUGAGUGCCAUGUGUUUAGUUGACAUAUUUUAAGAUGGUCUUUGACCAAGAACUGUUCUUGUUCUUUGUCUUAUCUUAACCUUACCUUGUGGAUUUGUCCUUGUGAACAUGAUGUAGAAACAACUAGAUGAUGUGAAGCUCUAAUUUUCAAGUAUUUAUGGUGUGGAAAGCAUACAUAUGCCAUUGCUCAGCACAAAUAUCAUAGAAGCAUAUAGAGGAAGCUGAUGCAAUCAAGUGGAGGAAGCAAUACACCAGACCUCUUAUUGAUCUGCACAUGAAGAUAUACUGUUAUGAGGGAAUGGAGCCAUGGAGUUUGAAGAAAAAUACAAUUAGUGAUGUGCCGGAGGGAGCCAUAAUCACACGUGAACAAACUCUACUGAAUAACCUGUUUAGUUGCCUGUGGUUCGGUGAGGUCCAUCUCUUCACACCGAGAGAUCAGCUGAGUUUUGGCUAUGUUGUCUAAAGGUUAGGUGGGUCGUUUAAGUUCCACAUGUUUCCAAAUUGUGAGUACACUUCACUGUUUGUCUUGCACCUACAUAAUCGGGAGCAUUCCUUCAGAGUAGAGUGGGUGAAAAGUUGGAGUGAGUUUAAGGGUAAUGGUAGUAGUCUGAAAGAAAGUAAAGGUGGUUUUGCCUUGUGGACCCCUUAUCCCGGGAACCUCGAUUCAAUUGUUCUUCCUAAAGUAGUAAGAACAUCAAAAGCAGGCUGAGGUUUACCCAGUUCAUUUUUAUCAUUCCUGUGAAUUCCAAGAAUUAUUGGAUGGUUUUGUUUUGUUUGGUCUACACAUCCAUGCGCAUGAGGGAAAUCCAAGUGCUUAAGAAGUACUACUAAAGGGGGAGUAGAUAUUUGUCUGUCAAAUUUGUUUGAAGAUGAUGCAACUUUCAAAGUAAACAAUAAAAUUGAUGAAGAUCU
Messenger RNA from Rubroshorea leprosula, 979 nucleotides. NCBI's taxonomy places the organism in Eukaryota, Viridiplantae, Streptophyta, Magnoliopsida, Malvales, Dipterocarpaceae. The record is from the annotation of a GenBank genome assembly.